AUGGCGAAGAUGAAGCUGGUGGAGAAGGACAGCGGUCUGUUGCGGUUGGAAUGGUCUCUGAGGCGGAAAGGAAGGGGGAAGAAGGCGUGGCCUUGCUCUUCCGCCGUAUCGUUGGUCAGCUGCACGAGGCCGCCGGAGGUGAGUACGGCCUGCCCGCUUAGUGUCAAAUUGGCACCGGUAAAUCCAUAG
This is a messenger RNA of Spirodela intermedia, 189 nucleotides long. Lineage: Eukaryota; Viridiplantae; Streptophyta; Magnoliopsida; Alismatales; Araceae. The record is from the annotation of a GenBank genome assembly.